GGCGAAGCGGAUAAGGCCACCCACCGCUCCCGCCACGGCGAGCCAAAGCUUUCGCCUUUCUCCCCUCCGCUCCGCCCCGCCUCCAAUGGCGUCGGCGUGCCCGCGCCCGCUCUUCCUCUCCUUCCCCAAGUCCCCGUCGCCGCCGCCCGCCGUCCCCGCCAAGCACCACCCUUCCACCACCGCCUCCCUCUCCGUCUCCACCCGCGCGCGCGCCGCCUCUUCCAGCGCUCCGUCCCCCUCGCCGUCUCCUCCCGCGGACGGGGUCGGCCCCGCGGCGCCGACGCGGGGCGACGUGUACCUGGGGAGGCAGCUCGCGGCCGCGGCCGCGGCCGGCGCCCCCGCGCGCGCGCCGGAGGAGGACGCCGAGAGGCGCCGCCGCCGGAAGGAGAAGCGGAAGGCCCUCGCCAAGAAGGCGCCCUCCGGCCUCGCCUGCUGCUACGGCUGCGGCGCGCCGCUGCACACCGGCGAGGCGGGGUCCCCCGGCCACGUCGAGCCCGCCACCUACGACCUGAAGAAGAGGCACAACCAGCUGAAGACGGUGCUGUGCGGGCGGUGCAGGCUGCUGUCGCACGGGCACAUGGUGACCGCCGUCGGCGGCCACGGCGGCUACCCGGGGGGCAAGCAGUUCGUUUCGGCGGAAGAGCUACGGGAGAAGCUGUCGUACCUCCGCCACGAGAAAGCAUUGAUAGUGAAACUAGUUGACAUAGUCGACUUCAACGGGAGUUUCCUGGCGCGCAUACGCGAUUUCGCCGGCGCUAACCCCAUCGUGCUCGUGAUAACAAAGGUUGACCUCCUACCCAGAGACACGGAUUUGAAUUGCAUCGGCGAUUGGGUCGUGGAGUCUGUUGUUAGGAAGAAACUCAAUGUCCUGAGCGUCCAUUUGACAAGCUCAAAGUCAUUGGUCGGCAUCACUGGUGUUAUAUCAGAGAUUCAGCAGGAAAAGAAGGUCGGCUUGUUAUCCACUUACUGUCUACCUAUUAUUGUUGGCUGUCGACUUCUCAUGCACAAUACUGACUACAUUUUCAUUGUCUCUUAUCAGGCCCGAGAUGUGUAUAUACUGGGUUCAGCAAAUGUUGGGAAAUCUGCAUUUAUUAGUGCUAUGCUAAAAACAAUGGCAUAUAAAGACCCAGUGGCAGCUGCAGCUCAAAAAUACAAGCCAAUACAAUCUGCUGUUCCUGGAACAACCUUAGGUCCUAUUCAGAUCGAAGCAUUUUUAGGCGGAGGGAAAUUAUACGACACACCUGGAGUCCAUCUUCACCAUAGACAGGCAGCAGUUAUCCACGCUGAUGAUCUGCCUUCUCUUGCACCACAAAGUCGUCUAAAGGGGCGAUGUUUUCCUGCUAAUGAUACAGAUGUUGGAUUGAGCGGGAAUACGUUGUUCUGGGGGGGACUUGUCCGUGUCGAUGUUGUUAAGGCUCUUCCACGCACACGGCUAACAUUCUAUGGACCAAAGAAGCUAAGUAUUAAUAUGGUCCCCACCACAGAAGCAGAUGAAUUUUACAAGAGAGAAGUCGGAGUUACAUUGACUCCCCCAACCGGCCAGGAGAGAGCUGAAGGAUGGUGUGGGCUUCAGGGCGUUCGCGAAUUGCAGAUAAAGUAUGAAGAGCUUGAUAGGCCUGCUAGUGACAUUGCGAUAUCUGGACUCGGGUGGAUCGCGGUCGAACCACUUGGUGUGCCAUCUAGCGACCCUGAUAGCUGCGUCGAGGAAGAAGGCGGCGGCAGUGGCGAGUUGCAUUUAAGAGUACAUGUACCCAAACCAGUCGAGGUCUUUGUCCGCGCCCCACUGCCCGUCGGUAAAGCGGCAUCGCAGUGGUACCGAUACCAGGAGCUGACCGAGGUAGAAGAGGAGCUGAGACCCAAGUGGCAUUACUGAUGCUGCGGUUGCCAAAUGCCUAUUUUUGGUCUCUGUGUAUGCUGCUGUUGCUGCUGGAGCAGCUCCGCGUGAUCCAGUUGCGCACCGACAUUAUGUUUCUUGGAUGAUCUUAUAGGGAUGAAUUCAUAGUUCUAGCUUAGGAUCAGCUGAUGAAAAUGAUUCAGGAAACCUCGAGUGAAAUGUUGCUGUGGUUACACUUGUUGCAUAUAUAUGAAACUAUUUCACCGUC
Molecule: messenger RNA, 2102 nt
Organism: Triticum aestivum (bread wheat)
Lineage: Eukaryota; Viridiplantae; Streptophyta; Magnoliopsida; Poales; Poaceae
Product: putative nitric oxide synthase
Exons: 12
Coding region: 86-1873 (595 amino acids)
Molecular function (GO): GTPase activity; GTP binding
Source: RefSeq, a predicted model, not a curated record